Molecule: messenger RNA, 2799 nt
Organism: Varanus komodoensis (Komodo dragon)
Lineage: Eukaryota; Metazoa; Chordata; Lepidosauria; Squamata; Varanidae
Gene: SRMS
Product: src-related kinase lacking C-terminal regulatory tyrosine and N-terminal myristylation sites
Exons: 8
Coding region: 1-1473 (490 amino acids)
Biological process (GO): cell surface receptor protein tyrosine kinase signaling pathway; innate immune response; protein phosphorylation
Cellular component (GO): extrinsic component of cytoplasmic side of plasma membrane
Molecular function (GO): ATP binding; signaling receptor binding; non-membrane spanning protein tyrosine kinase activity
Source: RefSeq, a predicted model, not a curated record
AUGGACCACAUUAGGAAACACCUGACCUUCUUCAAUACCUUCUGGAACAAGUGUCUGCCCAACGGAAGUCCAAAUAGCCACUCGCUGGAGUUCUGGGAGUCAGAUCCUGGGUCUCUCCAUCCCACCCUGGACCCGGAUCCUACAGAGCCCACGUUCUCCCUCUUCGGUGUGCUGUGCGACUUCACAGCCAGGAGUGCCGAUGAACUGAGUGUCAACAAGGGGGACAAACUUUGUAUCCUCAAAGAAGAUGGAGGGUACGUCUUGGCGAGACGGCUCUCCGGGGACCCGAACAUGGGCUACGUCCCAGCCAACUAUAUCAGCAAGAUCACUCAGGAACCUGUUGCCCAACAGCCCUGGUACAUAAGCGGAAUCGGCAGAAACAAGGCCAACUACCUCCUCCUCUCACCUCCAAAUCGCCAUGGAUCCUUUCUCAUCCGGGACAGCGAGAGUAACAGAGGAGAAUACUCUUUGUCAGUUCGGAACCACACCAAAGUGCGACACUUCAGAAUCUACAAGGAGCCAGGAGGAAACAUUUACUUAGAAAAGGGUCACACGUUUCCAAGCCUGGAGCAGCUCCUUGACUACUACACGGUCAACUGGAAGGUCAUACAGACUCCUCUGCUUCUGCCCUGCAUCCAAAAGAGGCCUCUGGAGACAGACCAGUGGGAGCGUCCCCGUUCGGAGUUCCAGCUCUGGAGGAAGAUGGGAGAAGGAUAUUUUGGAGAGGUGUGGGAAGGGAUGUGGAAGAACACAGUGCCGGUGGCCAUCAAAAUCAUGAAGCAAGCUGACAUGCGGGACGACUUUGCCAAGGAGAUCCAGAACCUGAAGCGCCUGAAGCACGCCAGACUCAUCAAGCUCCUGGCCAUCUGCUCCGUGGGCGAGCCCGUGUACAUCGUCACCGAGCUGAUGCGGAAGGGCAACCUGCACGGCUUCCUGAACAGUGCAGCAGGGAAGGAACUGACCACACAUCACCUGCUCAGCAUCUCAUGCCAAGUGGCGGAUGGGAUGACAUACCUGGAAGAACAGCACGUUGUUCACAGAGACCUGGCUGCCAGAAACAUCCUCGUGGGAGAUGACCUUUCUUGCAAGAUUGCUGAUUUCGGCCUGGCCAGGCUCCUAAAGGAUGACAUCUACUCCACCUCUGGCAGUGCCCUGAUCCCUGUGAAAUGGACAGCGCCGGAAGCGGCCAUCUACCAGACCUAUUCGGCGAAAUCAGACGUUUGGUCCUAUGGCAUUUUUCUCUAUGAGGUUUUCACAUAUGGGCAAUGCCCUUAUGAAGGGUUGACCAACCAAGAAACUAUCCAGCAGAUUACUCGGGGAUACCGCCUCCCCCGCCCAAAUAGCUGCUCUCCCGAAAUUUAUAGCAUCAUGCUAGAAUGCUGGAAGGGCCAUCCAGAAGACCGGCCGACUUUCCUCAGCUUGAAGGAGACACUGUUUUCCAUCUACAGGUGGGCUUAUCAUCCGUUCUCCUGAAGGGGAGACCCCUCCAGCGGUGUUUCAGACAGACAGUAAACACUGCACCUUCACCUGGAUGAGGAAAACUGCUGGAAGCAGCCAGGUCAAGCCAGCCAUCGGCUUGGAGAAAUCCAUGCAUUUGAAGCUGGAUCAUAUGAAGGCCUGAUUCUCAGGAAGGGCUACACGGAAGCACCCCAGUUCUGGCUAGGGAUGGGGUCCCUGGAAUUUGCUUGCUGUAUCUCCCAGAAGAUAAUUAUUCUGUAUAACUGCUGUAUCGCCAAGAAGUCUUUAUGAAAAGGAACAAAAGUUUUAUGCUCUCCACAGGAAAGCUACGCACUGGUUUGUGUGUGCCCGUUGACUUCCAUUAUUUGACAAAUGUGUGCAUGUGUGAUGCUGGACGGUGUUGUUUCGGUGCAGGAUGGAAUGAACCCCUUGCAGGUGCAGAAUCCUGGGAUGCCUGCAGCUCCCAGGAUUCCCCAGCCAGCCGGAGCAUGCCUAUCGAUGUAGGACGUUUUCUGCCUCACCUGGACAGGUUGGCUUCUUAGUGAUCUUUGCCCCAUUCCUACUCCUAUGACAUGGUCAGUACGCAAAUAAAUACGCAAUUCUUGGUGCUGUGGAAUUUCAGCUAGGUUCUUAAUAGUUAUCAUCUCAUCUCAAUAUUAUCAUUAUAACUGUUUCUAUGCUACCCAACAGCCAAAGUUUUCUGGGUGCUUUACAACUGUGCCUAAAAUACAGUUAGAAUACAAUAGAAAAGUACACGUAAGAAUAAAAUAUCGUAAGAAUUAUGCUACCAAACUGAGACACCAGAUUUAAAAUGGAGCUUAACAACCACAAUAUGUAACAGAAGUUAGGACAUAAGAUCUGUUAGAAUGCUCGGGCAAAAUCUGGUAGCUAGUUUAACAAUGAGGGCUAGAAAGGCUGGUCUUGUAACACCCAUUCCAGCGCUCUUGCCUUGCCUGCCCAUAUACUUCCAAGCUCAGUUCAAGUUGCUGGCUUUGACCUACACAGUCCUGCACAACUUCUCACACUGAGAGGAAGAAAAGUUUAUUAUUUUCCAAACCACAAAUCAUGUACCAGUCACUCCGAUUUGCAAACAGCCAAAAGGUCGCAGUGGUUAGAAUGAAUUACUGGGACUUGGGAGAUGUGGAUGCCAGUCCCCACUUGCUGAUGAAGCUCAUUGGUUAAUUUUUGGCCACGCGCAGACUCUCAGCCGUACCUACCUCACAGGGUUGUUGUGAGGAUAAAAUGGAGAGGAAGAAAAUUAUGUAAAUUAUCUUGGGUUCCUAAGAAAGAGAACAGUCAGAAAAUAAAUAUCAUAAAUAAAGAGAAAAUCCUUUCCUGUCA